GUCAGUUAGAACACAUCGCGACUCCAUCUCUUGCUCCCUCGUCCUCCUUCCUUCUCUUGCUCCACUCCCAAGGACUUCGGCGUAGUAGUCACUUCUUCUUCUUUGCUCUCUCGCGAAUCGUACGUCGCUAAUCAGUGCACUUUCCCAAGGAUUCAGGGCGAGCAGGCUUUCUCAGGCACUCUAUUCGCGGAGGCAAUUCAAGGCCUUCUCCCAUCGGCUUCCCUUCCGCGCUCUUCGCAGCCUCGCCGCACCUUCCCAAGACAUCUUCGUCAAGGUCGAUCGAGACCCUCAUCGCUCUCACAGCAAAGCGAGCUGCUAGCACUCGUCGCUUCCUGGCCUGCUGGUCACUAGCAAAGUUACUACCCUCAAGCUUGUGGGCUCCACAUCGUCCCCUCUAGAUCGCCUCGCACCAAUAGUCGCAUCUACGCAGCCAACGCAGCAUCACGAUGCAGUCGCAUCACCAAGACUACGUCAACGAUCCCUCUGCCUAUCUCUCGUCCCUCUCAUCGGCCAUGCCAUCCGACAUGUCCCAGAUGAGCUCGCCGCAAGUAGCCCAACAACAGCAGCAGCAGCAGCAGCAGCAGCAGCAGCAUAUCCACCAACAAUCUGGUGCAGCGAUGGCCAGCACAUCGUCCAAUGGCAAUGGCAUUGCAGCAGCAGUGCCUUCAGACCCGGCGCAGGCCGCCCUCUUGCAGCAGCAGCAGUUGGCGCAGACCGGUCGCAAGCUGAGCGGACGCUACGCCCUCGCCGACUUCACGCUGCAGCGAACCUUGGGAACGGGCAGCUUCGGUCGAGUUCACCUCGUCCGAUCCAAGCACAAUAUGCGAUUCUACGCCAUCAAGGUGCUCAAGAAAGAGCAAGUAGUGCGCAUGAAGCAGGUCGAGCACACAAAUUCAGAGCGAUCCGUCCUCUCUUUGGUGCGUCACCCCUUCCUCGUCAACCUCUGGGGCACAUUCUCCGAUUCGACAUACCUUUACAUGGUUAUGGACUUUGUUCCCGGCGGAGAGCUCUUCACCCUCCUUCGAAAGUCACAACGCUUCCCGCAUCCCGUCGCCAAGUUCUACGCAGCAGAGGUCGCCCUCGCAAUCGACUACCUCCACCAGAAUGGCUUCGUCUACCGCGACCUCAAGCCCGAGAACAUCUUGCUUGGAGCGGACGGACAUCUCAAGAUCACAGACUUUGGAUUCGCCAAGUGGGUUCCAGACGUCACCUGGACGCUUUGUGGUACGCCUGACUAUCUGGCACCAGAAAUUGUCUCCUCAAAAGGGUACAACAAGUCCGUCGACUGGUGGGCUCUGGGCGUUCUCCUCUUCGAGAUGUUGGCCGGCCAUCCGCCCUUCUUCACCGAAGACGGAAAUCCCAUCAAGCUAUAUGAGAAGAUCAUCGCCUGCAAGGUCCGUUAUCCACCUUACUUUGAAGCGGCAGCCAAGGACUUGCUCAAGAAUCUCCUCACAGCCGACUUGACGAAGCGCUUUGGCAAUCUGCACCGUGGGAGCAAGGACAUCUUUGGUCACUUGUGGUUCGCCGAGGUGGACUGGGAUAGGUUGUACAGGAGGGAAAUUCCUGCGCCUUACUUGCCGACGGUUGCGACUGAUGGAGAUGCGAGCCAAUUUGAGAGAUAUGAGGAGGCGGAUUACAGUACCUAUGGGAUCAUGGACGCGCCGGAUCACUUUGCGCAACUAUUCCCUGAUUGGUAGCCCAGCCACAGGUCAAGAAUGCACAAGCUACUGUCUUUCGCUCGGACCGAUUCCGAACCUCUUAAUAUGCGCGGCUGCACGAUGUUCCUUCACCGACCCGGACAGCCGCGCUCCUCGUACAGCCCCACCUAUCCCCACCUUCACCAAACCCCCAUACAGCCGCCCUGUCCUCGCUUUAUUCGUCACGGUCUCCUAGUCUCGCUCACGCCCUGUCUGCCAUGAGCAAUUGACGCGCGCCUUCGUCUUCGUCUUGUCUUUGGAUCCUAAAGUGUCGUUCGGCAAUCGACUGCUUGCAACUCAUCUACAUGCAUACGUGACUAGAAGCCC
Jaminaea rosea is the source of this 2024-nucleotide messenger RNA. Its product is annotated as kinase-like protein. NCBI's taxonomy places the organism in Eukaryota, Fungi, Basidiomycota, Exobasidiomycetes, Microstromatales. Gene Ontology annotation, molecular function: cAMP-dependent protein kinase activity; ATP binding. Bases 447 to 1697 code for a protein of 416 amino acids. Gene Ontology annotation, biological process: peptidyl-serine phosphorylation. Gene Ontology annotation, cellular component: nucleus; cAMP-dependent protein kinase complex. The record is from RefSeq and is a predicted model, not a curated record. The transcript has a single exon.